This is a messenger RNA of Sebastes umbrosus (honeycomb rockfish), 4921 nucleotides long. RefSeq names its product mbt domain containing 1 (gene mbtd1). NCBI's taxonomy places the organism in Eukaryota, Metazoa, Chordata, Actinopteri, Perciformes, Sebastidae. The coding region runs from base 221 to 2260 and encodes 679 amino acids. Gene Ontology annotation, molecular function: zinc ion binding. Gene Ontology annotation, cellular component: nucleus. The record is from RefSeq and is a predicted model, not a curated record. The transcript is spliced from 17 exons. Gene Ontology annotation, biological process: regulation of DNA-templated transcription.
UGUUGAUAUCCUGCUUUGCUAGUAUUCAUUUAGACUUUGGUGUUUUCAAAGCCAACAUUUACCCCCAGUUCAUGGGUUUUAUUUGCGUCUGGCAGCACAGUUAACUAGAAUAUUAUCUAUAUGAAGGGCUGAUGGAAGACACAAGGGAUUUGUCAUUUGCUUGAUUGUAAAGGCGGAACGCACCCCACGUUCAGAGCGUAAGCGGAGAGACUCGUUCGGGAUGUUUGAUGGCUACGACAGCUGCAGCGAGGAGUCUACCAGCAGCUCCAGCUCCGAGGACAGCGAGGAUGAGGUGGUGCCCUCCAUCCCUGCCAGCCUGCCCAUCAUCAAGAACAAUGGUCAGGUCUACACCUACCCUGACGGCAAGGCUGGAAUGGCCACUUGUGAGAUGUGUGGGAUGGUCGGAGUACGAGAUGCUUUUUACUCCAAAACCAAGCGCUUCUGCAGUGUGUCCUGUUCUAGGAGUUAUUCCUCAAAUUCCAAAAAAGCUAGUAUCUUGGCAAGACUCCAGGGCAAACCUCCAACAAAAAAGGCGAAAGUCUUACAGAAACAGCCUCUCAUGGCAAAGUUGGCUGCUUACGCCCAGUACCAAGCAAGCCAGCAGAACCAGCCCAAAUCAAAAGCAGUGGUCCCUGCAGAGAGCUUUGACUGGGGUCGGUAUAUCUGUAGCAAUAACACGAUUGGAGCUCCAGUCAGCUGUUUCAAGCAUGCCCCUAUGGGGACAUGCUGGGGAAACAUAGAGGAAGGAGUGAGAAUUGAAGUGCUCAACUCUGAUACCAACCUCUCCACUAAGGUGUACUGGAUAGCAGAAAUCAUUAAGCUAGCAGGGUUCAAGGCUCUCCUGCGGUACGAGGGCUUUGACAACGACACCAGUAAGGACUUCUGGUGUGAUCUCUGCGUCCCCGAGGUGCACCCGGUGGGAUGGUGCGCUUCAAGCAGCAAACCCCUCGUACCUCCAAAAAGCAUACAGCAUAAGUACUCUAACUGGAAAGCCUUUCUUGUGAAGCGUCUCACUGGAGCUAAAACACUGCCACCUGACUUUAAUGCCAAGGUACACGAGAACAUGCAGUUCCCCUUUAAGAAGCUGAUGCGGGUGGAGGUGGUGGAUAAGAACUACCUGUGCCGGACACGGGUGGCGCUGGUGGAGCAGGUCAUCGGAGGUCGCCUCAGGCUCGUCUACGAGGAGAGCCAGGACGGGUCGGAUGACUUCUGGUGCCACAUGUUCAGCCCCCUCAUCCAUAAUAUAGGAUGGUCGCGCAGCAUCGGACACCGCUUCAAACGAUCUGAUGUCACAAAGAAAAUGGAGGGUCAAGUUGAUGCUCCUCCACCGUUCUUCCAGAAGGUGAAAGAUGUGGACCAGAGUGGGGAUUGGUUCAAAGAUGGGAUGAAGUUAGAAGCCAUUGACCCCCUCAACCUCUCAGCUAUAUGUGUAGCCACUGUAAGAAAGGUGUUAGCAGACGGGUACCUCAUGAUCGGGAUCGAUGGUUCGGAGGCGGUGGAUGGAUCAGACUGGUUCUGCUACCACGGCAACUCCCCCUCCAUCUACCCUGUCGGCUUCUGUGAAAUCAACAACAUUGAACUCACGCCCCCUAGAGGGUACACUAAACUGCCAUUUAAAUGGUUUGACUACCUCAGAGAAACAGGCUCAAUAGCUGCUCCUGUCAAGCUCUUUAACAAGGAGGUUCCCAAUCACGGUUUCCGGCAAGGCAUGAAGCUGGAGGCUGUCGAUCUAAUGGAGCCGCGGCUGGUGUGCGUUGCCACGGUGACGAGGAUUGUGCACCGGCUACUGAGGAUCCACUUUGACGGCUGGGAGGACGAGUACGACCAGUGGGUGGACUGCGAGUCGCCUGACCUCUACCCUGUGGGCUGGUGUCAGCUGACGGGAUACCAGCUCCAACCCCCCGCCUCACAGAGUAACAGAGAAAUGCCUCAGUCCGUACCCAAGCAGAAGAAAAAGGCCCAGCAGUACAAAGGCCAAAAGAAAAAGAGGAAGAUUCCGGUUGGUCGACGACCCUUCAGUCAGGCAGGCAGGAGGAGGAGCAGCUUCUCCGGGGACGAAGAGCAGAGUCCGCCCCCUUACCCUGCCCAGGGGCCCUCUCGGCCCCGACCCCGAACCCACCUCCACCAAACCCACAAAUCAGAGUCCCUCCUGCGAAUGAAGGAGGAGACGGCCGAGGUGGACGAGUUCACCUUCUCGCAGGGCACCUCCGACCAGGAGAGCAACGGCUCGGGCAGCUACUACAUCAAACAGGAGCCCUGAGGUCAGGACGGACAGCGGGACGAACCGGGACAGGACGCACACCUCUGGAUCUGGAUCAGGAGCGCGGAGAGAGUCAAAACUAAGCCUCGAAAUCACACUCAGACCAACGCCGCAGGCCUUUUCUAUGGAGUCAGUACAGGAGAUGCCGACGACCAGGAGAAGAAGAGGGGUCAUGCUUCUGAAAAACCCUGAAGGGAAACAUCCCUCUGACCAUUUUCUAACCUUGUAGCUGUGUGUGCACAUAAUCACUCACCAAAACCUGGGUCACAUAUGUUCGGGCAUUCUCUUUUCGUACCACCUAACGGAUGACGUGACAUCAUUCUCUCCUCUCCUUGUCUGAAGCAGACAAAGAGAUAUUCGGAUGGAUUAAAAAAAACUAAAUUUUUUCCGCAGAUAUGGGAGUCCUGCAAGUCGACACCAGCCCCACCCUGCCUCUGCCACAAUCUGGGCCGCGCACAGAGACCUGUAGAAACUGUGAUAACCAUUUAUUGAGCCAGGUCUUUUUUUUUUUUUUUUUUUUUUUGUUGUGUUGUUGUUUUCAGGUCAGAGAGUCAGCCACUGAACGGCCUGAAGAGAGAAGAGAGGCUGGCAGUAAGAGGAACAGAGUUGUGUAUAUUUUGAUUAUUUUUCUUCUGAACAAUAUUGCCAGCUGGACUUAUACUUUGUUAAUAGUACUUGAAGUUUUUUGUUUUUUUCUCUCAUUUUGUAAUGAUUUUUGGAGUUGUUUUUUUUUUUUGUCUUAAUGUACUUAUUUUGCAUUUACAUUUUUGGUGGCUGUGUGGGAAACUUAAUGUGCAUUGUUUCAUAAAAGUGAUUAUAUUCAUAUAGUAUGUGGAGACCUAUUCAAAUAGAACUACAGAGUAUAGAUAUAAAGGAUUGUGAUUUGAAGAGAGAUCUUAGUACAGUGCUGCUCAGCAUUACAGAUAUUGGUCUUUUUUUUUUAUUUUAUUAUGUUUCUUCCGAUAUUGGCCAGAAGAUUUCCACAGCUGCAGUCAUUUCUGAUUCAACCGUUACAAAAACCAAAAUCUGAUUCAUGUUUUGACAAUAUCAUUCAUGAUGCUGCAAAAACGGCUGAAACUAAUUGUUUAUUUGUUGAUUAGUACUUUGAGAAAUGCCCAUAACAAUUUAAACAUUUCAGACAGCUGUGAGGUGACAUUUAACAUUUCUCUCUAUACAUCAGACCGGCAUUACAUCACCCAGAGUAGACUCACGUGACCACACCCCCUUUUUGGGGGAAAACAAUCCCUCAUAGACAGUAACAGAGUAAAGAGAAGAAGACGUAACAUGUCUCCAAACUUCUACUUUAAACCAACCGGUAAUAGUAAUAACGCUGUGCUGAAGAGUGGUUGUGUAGUUGGUUGCACCAACAAUAAAUCCCAAAAACGCUGAUUUGUUCCCCUGCCAUGUCCUAAAAAAGAUACAAUAGAGGGGCUUUAUGGCUCCAAGCUAUAGACCAGACCAGCGUGGCGUCAUCUCCAAGGCUGCGCUCUCUUUUGGAGGAAAAGAAACUCAAUGUCACUGUGACUAGUGACUAGCAUCGCUACCCAACGUUAGUUUGAGUGGGAGGCUGCUGCAGUAAUACAGUCAGACAUUAACGUUAUAGCAGCAUCAGACUGUCGUCUCCAGUUGGUUAUUAACACGUUGGUUAUUUACAGACAACACUUAGCCUAACGGGAUUCAAUCAAAUAUGUAGAGAUGUCUGGAUAAGCAAUAUCCGGCCACUGCGUUGGACGGGGGUAGACUGAAGGGACAUGGCGGCGAUCAACCUUUAUUAGGUAUCAGGAACCCUCAGGUUACAGGCAAGAUCGCAAAAUCAUUAUUAGACGUUUAUAAACGAAUUGUUUUUAUAACAAGAGAUGAAUGCAUACAAACUUGUCAAGAUUACAAUCCAAACAUACUUCAAAAUGCAUUGAAGUCUAUGGGAUCUUCAGUUUUCUAUCCCUCAAAAGGAGGCGCAGCCUUGACUUUUUUGAGAAGUUGCCGUAUGUGCCGUUCUGAUGUAUUGUAGAACCUAUUUGCUGUUAUAGUAAAUUGAAAUGGACACGCUGCAGCGUUAAAUACUAAUCCACCGUUACCAUUGUUUUAUUCAAUUGCCGAAAUACUCUCGGGACAUUCCACUGGGCUUUCACUACUUUCUCUCAGCUAUAGUACGGGGGUAUUGUGGGGGAAUAUCUGGUUUUUGUUACGACUACUUUUUUUUUGUCCACAUUUGGAGCUGUAUUACUCCACAAAUCUUUCAUUUUACUGUCCAGCUUGUAAACCUGCCUGUAGAUAACAUUAGCUAGUUUAAUCAGGAGAUUGCAUAUUUAAUGAGGUGACCGCGUCAGCUUUAAUGUGGAGUUUUUAGUAGGGACCUAUCACAGUAACCAGAACUCCCAUGAUACCACUAACUAGCUGUAGCGAGAAUUCGACAGCGCCAAUGAGCCCAGGAGAAAACAAUUGUUUUCCUAUGUUUAAAAAAAAAAAAAAAAAAGCCUUUGCAGAAAUGUCAUUGUGAAUAUUUCGGUGUCUUUGUAAUGUUGAACAGAAAUGACGAAGCUGUGGAGAUGAAAAGCUUUUUUUUUCCAUUUUAAAAAAAAAAAAUCAUCAAGAAAUACUAAAUGAGAAACAAGUUAGCAUAGUGUGACUGUAAGUGAGCUGCAGGGUAUGUUGUAUAAAAGA